Penaeus vannamei (Pacific white shrimp) is the source of this 3335-nucleotide messenger RNA. RefSeq lists its product as uncharacterized. Lineage: Eukaryota; Metazoa; Arthropoda; Malacostraca; Decapoda; Penaeidae. The record is from RefSeq and is a predicted model, not a curated record.
CAGGCCCCCCAGGAGAGGACAACGCCAAGCCCAAGGGAACCCCAGUCCUGAGUAACGUCGGCCUCAUGGUGGUUCAAGGGAAGGCGAUUCCGACAGUCCGCUCCCAAGCCUGUACAGGCUCCCUCUAAGGCUCACCUAGAAACACCUAUAACAAGCAAGGUUCAAAGUAAAUACGAAGAAGAGACCAAAGGCGUCUGCUCACUCUCGUCCCUGUCACACUCCUACAUGACAGUUGACCAAUGGCUGGCAGGAGUAAGUGAACCUGUGGAAUUGACACCAGAUGUAUUACCAGCACACAGAACGUCCAUGAGAAAGCGACUUCCUCAGCGUAUUCAAUCAGAGGAAAGAGAUCUGCAUCUAGUGGAAACUCCCCCUCGGAGGCAAGAGAAUCCAACUUCUGCCAGAGUUACACAGAGGAUGGAAGCUCCUCGUCCAGUGACCCCACCUGCCAGCCAAAGGAAGGAUACCUCUGAGGUGGCUUGCAGUGCACCAGCCACCCCGAGUGAACCCCAGCUUUCGGAAUAUACCACUUCCUUAUUGUCUCUUAUUAACCGCAAGCCCAUACAGGCAUAUGAGGAGCCACAGGUGCCACAUGCAAGACAAUUGCAUGCUGCAACACCAGAGGAACCAGGCUUGUCAACAUUCACAACCGAGUCAUCAAGAGAGGAGAAAAAGGCAGAGAGAGUUUACACUCCAGAGGAGCCAGCACUUUCUUAUAGUGAGAAAAAAUUGGCAUUUGUGAAAAAUUUCAACAAAGAGAACUACACUCCAGAGGAACCUGCUCUUUCUUACAAGAAGCCUCAGAGUGAAAAUCACAUAGAUGAGAGAACUCCUGAGGAACCUUUCCUCUCAUCUGCACACUCUAAAUCUCACCCUCAGGGUAUGUCUAGCUUUCCUUGUCCCAAGAAGAGCUAUGUUACCAGCCCUUCUUCACCACAGCUAUCUGACAUCACACGUUCAGUCUUAACCUAUGUCCAAAAUCCAGUGCCUACCCACAGCUCUCGUAGACAGACAGAACAGCACUAUAGCUACAGAAACCCAACAGAACCACGGAAAAGUGAAAUGCCCCAUCUCCCAUCCUAUCACAGAAGCAGCAGCCAUCCAUACAACUCUGAGCCAGGUAGCUUUUCUCGUUCCAUGAUGGACACCCUAGGCUAUCAAGCGACUUUUUCUGAACCAACUAGUAGUCGGGACGAAGCCCAAAAGGGUGCUGAAACAGCUCGGCAUAGGCCAAGAAUGGCAGUGGAAGAGUUCCUGAAGCAAGAUGAUGUUCCUGCUUCGCCUCAGCUUUCUGAUGUAACCCAGCGGAUUUUUGGCCAGACUAAGAGAUGGUGAAUGUUUAGUUUCUCCCUGAAAUAAUUCCUGAACAUGCAAAAUGAAGUUCAAGAUUUCAACUUCUCUGUGCCAGUAUUAUCACAAAUGAUCUCUAUCACUGGAUGAAUUACAUUGUCAGGUGUCCCCUUCUUAUUCUUUGCUUUUGUUUUGCUUCUUAUUCAUUGUAAAAUGUUUUAAAAAUUAUAAUUUGUACCUUAAAGUUUUUGUUUUACUUUACAGAAUAAUUUAUGCAGUGAAAUCUUUAAAUCAUUUUACAAUUCAUACAAAUAUCUUGAUGAAACGGUCCAUUUCAGUAAUAUGAAAAAGGAAAGAAAGAAAAAAAUAAAUGUAGAAAAGAAAUAAAUUAUUAUAAACAAAACAGUUUAAACUUCAACUAAUAUAUCUGUGUAAUAUUGAAAAUAUAUAUAUAUUUCUUACUAUGUAAGAGGGCUAAAAUCAAACGCCACAGUAAACAAAUAAAUCAUUUAUUCUUUUCUUGAUAAAGAAACACUAAAGAUUCAAAUUACUACUCUUUUUUUAUCGAAACAUACAUUAAUAUCUUAAACAUCAUUCUAAUGAUAAGAACAAUCUUAUGAUUUAUUUAACUAGAAACAAUCUGUACAUAGAAAAAAGAAGAAGAAAAAAAAAGACAUACACACUGAGAUCAUUAUCCUCACAUUAAAAAACAUGAAAACCUUUUUCUGUUGGGGUUAUUCAUUUAGUACAUUAAUAAUAAUAAUAAAAAGAGAAAAACAAACUGAUUCACAAUACCAUUCCCCCCUCCCACCGCUUGCAUUUGCUUUCAGUACCUUUUUCUUACAUUCACUUUAAUCCCUCUUGUAGAUAAUCAUGGUACAACUUGCAAUAAGAAAGAAAAAAAAUGAAUUUGCUUACCUGAAUAAUUUUCCUCAUUGCCUUUGCAUACUAAUAUAUGCUUAUAUAUUAAUCCCUUCCCUAAAAUCACAUGUACUAAAUGUGCGACCCCUUAAGUAGAACCAUUAGAUCAAGAAAGUGACUUUUGUACCAUUGAUUUUUAAAAAAUAAAAUUUCAACAAGACAAAAUGCAAUGUUUUGGAUUCUCAUGCCUGAUAUAUCACUUCACUUGGAUAUCUGGAUAAUAUAAUACCAGGUACAGGGAAUGGCUGUUAAUUCCCAAUUCCAAUCCAUUUCCACUUUUUUCCUCCUUUUCCUGACAUCCCAGGGAUUAAAACCAAACUAUCAGUAAUAUAAAUUUAUGACUUGAAUGCACUUUUUGCUCUUGCACUGGUAUAAUACUGAAUAAGUAUAAGGGACUUUAUUUCCCUUUUGUGAAUGAGGAUAAAACCUGUUUGCUCGUCAGCUGGUGCAAACAAUAUAUAUUUUGGCCUAUAAUUUCACCGUUGGUAAGCACUCAAAUUUCAUUCUCUUAAAGAUGUAAUUACUAAAAGUAGAUUUUACUUAUGUCACUCGUAAAGAGAUUAGGAAACAAUGUAAUACACAGGUAAAUCUGGUCCUUGAAAUCAUGAUAACUAAGCAUCACAAAAUGAAUAAUGCUUGGAUGUUUUCCAAACAAUCCUUUGAUUCAAAGAAAUUAGUGCUUUUGUCACCACUUCAAAACAAUAGCUGACAGUUAACAAACCAAAACCUGAUUUGCUGAAUAAUUAUAAAACAAAAGUAUUCAUUCAAUAUAUUUUGUAGUAAAAGGCAAUUUCAGAGAUUACUAAGACAAAAUUUUUCGUCCAUUCAUACAUGUAUUUAAACAACCCAAUAUAAGUAGCACCUAUGCAGGCUGCCAUUCCAAUGCCCAUCAACAUUAAACAUUUUCAAAUUUUCUUGUUAUCAGGGUGUUCUGAGAGUUAAACUUUUUUUCCUAUGGUAAUUUUUCAUGAUGGUCAUAUAAAAGAGCUCACAUAUUUUGAAAUGACUGUGGUGAGAGAGAGAGAGAGAGAGAGAGAGAGAGAGAGAGAGAGAGAGAGAGAGAGAGAGAGAGAGAGAGAGAGAGAGAGAGAGAGAGAGAGAGAGAGAGAGAAGAGAGAAGAGAG